Penicillium longicatenatum is the source of this 222-nucleotide messenger RNA. RefSeq lists its product as uncharacterized. The record is from RefSeq and is a predicted model, not a curated record. Bases 1 to 222 code for a protein of 73 amino acids. Lineage: Eukaryota; Fungi; Ascomycota; Eurotiomycetes; Eurotiales; Aspergillaceae. The transcript has a single exon.
AUGGAUUUGCAUCUCGAUCACGACGAUGUUCUGGUGAACUCUCCUCAGGCCAAGGCUCCGCCCAGCCAAGACGGCCAAUCGAAUACCCAUGCGACUCUGAUAGCAUCUGAUCAUCAGGAUUCUGUUGCCAAGAGCGGCAAAUCAAAAGUCCCCCUAAGUAACAAUCAAUCAGGAGGAGAAAAUGCCAAGCACGACACAUCGCAAAUUCCCGCACGGAGCUAA